Prorocentrum cordatum is the source of this 610-nucleotide messenger RNA. The record is from the annotation of a GenBank genome assembly. Lineage: Eukaryota; Dinophyceae; Prorocentrales; Prorocentraceae.
CCGCGCAGCGCCGCGGCCCUGCGGCAUGGCCGGCGCCCCCGCUGGCGGCCUGGCGGCGGGCGCGGGCAGCUCCGCGGCAGGGCCAGCGGAUGACGUGCGGCGACGGCUGCCAUGGUUGUGGUGCAGCGACAUGGUGGCGCUGGCCCACCAGCUGGCCACUGCGGACCCCUGCCUCCGGUCCGCGCCGCUGCUGCAGAUGCUCGGGGUGCUGGAGCGGGGCUCGCAGCUCUUCCACUCCGAGGAGAUGGCCACCGAGGCGUGGCUGCUCCAGAUACAGGAGAAGCUGCACGGCGGUGCCGUCGAGGCCGCGGUGCGGGACCUCGCCGGGAAGGCCGCGUGCUCGAGCAGCGCGACCGACGGGCGCUUUGUGGGGGCGCUGUGGAGCCUCGUCACCGCGAGGGCGGAAGGCGCGUGUGCCGUUCCUGCCGCGCUCGCCGCGUCGGUGGGCGACCUCGGCGCCGGCAGCCCUGCAGAGCUGGUGCGCCUGGCGGCGGGCCUCGCCGCUGCUGCAGGCCUGGUCGGCGGCGCCGGCGGCGCGCGACCGCUGCAGCAGCCGGCGCUGGCGGCGAGGCUGGCGGCCCGCCUGCGCCCCGCGCUGGCGCAGCUCCCC